GGGAUGCAGGCAGCAUUGAGAAGAGAAGCGAAGCAAGAGAAGAGAGAUCCAUCCCAGAGAUGUUCCAAGCCGAGAUGAGUGUCAAGUCGGAGCCAUGUGAUGAUGUAGAAGUUGAAGAAGAGGGACUGCUCUACAGUCCACUCUCAUGUGAGCUAUGCGCUGAAGUGUUCUCGGUGCCGGCUGCAUGGGUCAGGCAUGUGCAGCAUCAUGCGGACCAAGAUGAUCAUCAUGCUCGGAAGAGAAAACGGAUAUCAGAUAGCGACGACACAGAAGACACGACAGCUUUACUCCGCUGUGACCUUUGUCAGAAACAUUUCCCGAACCCCGCGGAAUGGGUGAGACACAUACAAAGCUCGCACACGGAGACAGAAUUGGCCUUAUCAAACAACAGUGAACCACCAAAACGUCACAAUCGUUUCACAGACGGCGAGCAAAGCAAGAAAUGCGAACAAUGCAACAGGAACUUCCCGUCGCAUGCCUCCAUGCUCAUACACUUGCGCACGCACACGGAAAAUCAAGUAAUACCUAAGGACAAUGACCAUGUCCUUGAGAUGAGCACUAAACGAAGAAAUUGUGCAGGGUGCUACGACAGACUGCGGAAAACCUUAAAUAGUUUCCAAGCAAAAAGAAAAAUAGAUUGAAGAUACUGGAAAGGCUUCUACCUGAUCCUGAUGAAGUCAAUCGACGCAAUGUUUUGAAAGUGAAAAAGAAACUCACCAAAAUAGAAAAGACCCGAGUGAGACAGAAGAAAGUAGGAAGAAAGAAACCACUGAAGCGGCCCGAAAAGAAUGCAAGGGCUGCAAAGCCCAGAAGAAGAGAGUGCAAAUAAUUUAUGAAUAAUGAAGAUUUGAAGAUUAGAUGCAAUGCAAUAUUUGUAUGCUCUGGGUGCACGAAAAUUGCACCGAGUUUGAUGACAUGUGUUCUCACUGCGGCCAUAAGAAAAAAAAGGAGUUAAAAGAUCUCAAGGGUAACGGGAAAGGUAAAAAAAGUACUGGCCAUCUCGCCCCGAACACUAUGGCCAUCUUUCCCGGGCACUCGGUGAGAGAUGGCCAGUCCUAGUUUUUUUUUAAAGUUUAAAAUUAUAUUGUUAGCGUUGUCUAAAGUGAUGUAUCGUUAAUAUUUGAUAAGAAUAAUAAAUAAAGUUUAUGUUCUAUACGAA
Messenger RNA from Pieris napi, 1159 nucleotides. Its product is annotated as zinc finger protein 271-like. NCBI's taxonomy places the organism in Eukaryota, Metazoa, Arthropoda, Insecta, Lepidoptera, Pieridae. The coding region runs from base 60 to 641 and encodes 193 amino acids. The record is from RefSeq and is a predicted model, not a curated record. The transcript has 7 exons. Gene Ontology annotation, biological process: regulation of transcription by RNA polymerase II. Gene Ontology annotation, molecular function: RNA polymerase II transcription regulatory region sequence-specific DNA binding; DNA-binding transcription factor activity, RNA polymerase II-specific. Gene Ontology annotation, cellular component: nucleus.